Pseudomyrmex gracilis is the source of this 1922-nucleotide messenger RNA. Its product is annotated as tropomyosin-2-like. Gene Ontology annotation, biological process: actin filament organization; muscle contraction. The record is from RefSeq and is a predicted model, not a curated record. The transcript has 7 exons. NCBI's taxonomy places the organism in Eukaryota, Metazoa, Arthropoda, Insecta, Hymenoptera, Formicidae. Bases 681 to 1535 code for a protein of 284 amino acids. Gene Ontology annotation, molecular function: actin filament binding. Gene Ontology annotation, cellular component: actin filament.
CGUGACGUCAGUCAACUCGCUCUAAGAAGUUGUGGUCAGCGGGAAGAUUCAAGUUAUGUUGUCAAAUAAUAGCGACUUGUAACGUGUGUCAAGUGAGAGUUCACUGAUAAGAGGAUUAAUUGAGCUGAGCUUGUUUACAACACACAAAGAGUUGAUUACACGGAAAACAAUAGAAAACGCGAGAUUCUUUUCGGAGACCGAGAAUAGCAUGGGAACGGCGGAUAUCGCGUUUCAUUAGGCGGGCGUUGCGAUGAAAGAGAACCGGUGGAGGACUCGGAGGGCUAGGUUUCGGGACAACGGCCAAAGUCCCAAAGCAAUUAUAGAAUUGGAUACGAUCGAGGGGAGUUCGAGAAGGUGGCCGGCCACCGCGAUCGAUCAGUUUCGUUUUAUUUUAGCUUAGCUGUCGAAGGCAUCCGGUUGAAGGCAUUCUCUCGGCGGAUCUCAUCGUCACGAUCGCAGUGAGUGUAUUGUCCCCUUUAGUAGGAAUUUCUCUGCGCGUCAAACAGUUGUUUGCUUUACGCAAUCCAUUAGUCGCAAUUGCGACACGCGAUUGUGUUGUAAAGUUUUCUCUAAAGUAUAAAAGAUUAUAUCGAAAGCGUUUAAAUGACGAAUUGAAACCCUUGACGGCUUCGCAAGACCGAUCAAGAGUAAAGAAAAGAGAUUUCCGAGCGAAAUUCACGAUGGAAGCGAUUAAAAAGAAAAUUGCGGCGUUGAAGAUGGAAAUGGACGCCGCUAAUGAAAAGGUUGAAGUGAACGAGACGAAAGCAAAACAGGAAGAUAUAAGAGCCGACAGGCUAAACGACGAUCUUAGGGAUCUGCAAAAACGACUGAUACAAUUGGAACGCGAUUAUACCGUCACCAAAGCUAAUCUGGAGCAAUCGACGGCUGAUCUAGAGCAGUGCGAAAAAUCUUGGUCCAAAGCCGAACAAGACCGUACUGUUCUGACCAAGAAAGUGCAAGAAAUCGAAGCAACUCUUACGAAAAAGGAAGAAUUACGUCUUACUGCUCAACUCAAAUUAGCACGUGCGACCGAACUCGCGGAUGACGCUCAAAGAAUGUGCAACGUUUUGACGGAAAGAAGUCGAUUGGACGAGGAACGCAUGGAAAAAUUGAUGUCGGAGCUAAAAGACGCGAGAUUAAUCGCCGAGGACGCGGAUUCGAAAUCCGACGAAAUAGCCAGAAAAUUGCAGUUUGUGGAAGAGGAGUUAGAAGCUGCCGAAGAGAGAGUAAAAACUAGCGAAGCCAAAAUUGUGGAACGUGAGGACGAACUCUUCAUUGUACAGAACAUCGUCAAAUCCCUCGAAGUGUCCGAAGAAAAAGCGAAUCAACGAGUAGAGGAUUUUAAACUGCAGCUUAAAUCUUUGAAAAAGAAAUUGAAAGAGGCAGAGAAACGCGCGAUCCAUGCAGAAAGAACGGUCAAGACGCUGUUAAAGGAAGUAGAUACGAAAGAAGACGAACUCAGAGAAGAGAAGGAAAAGUAUAAGGCGGUCUGCGACGACAUGGAUGCAACGUUUGCCGAAAUGACAGGAUAUUAAAGUCCCGCAAACGGACUGUCGAUUUGAAUUCUCGCCGCUGCUCCUAACGCUUCUUUCCGCUUAUUUGCUAUCGUCUAUACGAACUUUGUUUAUUUGAUUCACAGUGCUUAGAUGCCGCACAUUGUUGAUCGAUUUGUAUAAAGCGCUACAUUAGAAAUAACUCGCUUCACGCAACAAUCUCCUUGACGGACACGGCAUGCGUUUGCUAUUAUAAUCGCUUUGCUUUGUUUAACACAUCUUGCCAAGAUCGACCGUCAAUUAAGCGGUUUAAUGAUUGUCUGUCGCGUCGAUCAAAGAUUAAUAACGACGAUUUUGUUUAUUUUUUUUCUUUCAGAGGCGUUGGGGAAACCGUGUCGUCUGCUAAGCGCGAACAAGACCACACAAUAU